UGCGGCGCGGUCUUCGGACACACGCGGCUCUGCCCGGUGCUGGCUAUGGCCGACUACCUGAUUAGCGGGGGCACGUCCUACGUGCCAGACGACGGGCUUACGGCACAGCAGCUGUUCAACUGCGGGGACGGCCUCACCUACAAUGACUUUCUCAUUCUCCCUGGGUACAUCGACUUCACUGCAGACCAGGUGGACCUGACUUCUGCUCUGACCAAAAAGAUUACUCUGAAGACCCCACUGGUUUCCUCACCCAUGGACACAGUCACAGAGGCUGGCAUGGCCAUAGCAAUGGCGCUUACAGGUGGUAUUGGUUUCAUCCACCACAACUGUACACCGGAGUUCCAAGCCAACGAAGUUCGGAAAGUGAAGAAAUAUGAGCAGGGAUUCAUCACAGACCCUGUGGUCCUCAGCCCCAAGGAUCGAGUGCGGGAUGUGUUUGAAGCCAAAGCCCGGCAUGGUUUCUGUGGUAUCCCGAUCACUGACACAGGACGGAUGGGAAGCCGCCUGGUUGGCAUCAUUUCCUCAAGGGAUAUUGAUUUUCUCAAGGAGGAGGAGCACGACCGGUUUUUGGAAGAGAUCAUGACGAAGAGGGAAGACUUGGUGGUAGCUCCUGCAGGCAUCACAUUGAAAGAAGCAAAUGAAAUUUUGCAGCGCAGCAAGAAAGGAAAGUUACCCAUUGUAAAUGAAGAUGAUGAACUGGUAGCCAUCAUUGCCCGGACAGACCUGAAGAAGAACCGGGAUUACCCACUGGCCUCCAAAGAUGCCAAGAAGCAGCUGCUCUGUGGAGCAGCCAUUGGCACUCAUGAAGAUGACAAGUAUCGGCUGGACUUGCUAGCCCAGGCUGGUGUGGAUGUAGUGGUUUUGGACUCUUCCCAGGGAAACUCAAUCUUCCAGAUCAACAUGAUCAAGUACAUCAAAGAGAAAUACCCCAGUCUCCAAGUUAUUGGAGGCAAUGUGGUCACAGCUGCUCAGGCCAAGAAUCUCAUUGAUGCUGGUGUAGAUGCCCUGCGGGUGGGCAUGGGCAGUGGCUCCAUCUGCAUCACCCAGGAAGUGCUGGCCUGCGGGCGGCCCCAAGCAACAGCAGUAUACAAGGUGUCAGAAUAUGCACGGCGCUUUGGUGUUCCUGUUAUUGCUGAUGGAGGAAUCCAAAAUGUGGGCCACAUCGCUAAAGCCUUGGCCCUUGGGGCCUCCACAGUUAUGAUGGGCUCCCUCCUGGCUGCUACUACUGAGGCCCCUGGCGAGUACUUCUUCUCUGAUGGAAUCCGGCUAAAGAAAUAUCGUGGUAUGGGUUCUCUUGAUGCCAUGGACAAGCAUCUCAGCAGCCAGAACCGAUAUUUCAGUGAAGCUGACAAAAUCAAGGUGGCUCAGGGGGUGUCUGGGGCUGUGCAGGACAAAGGGUCCAUCCACAAAUUUGUCCCCUACCUGAUCGCUGGCAUCCAGCACUCCUGCCAAGACAUUGGUGCCAAGAGUUUGACCCAAGUCCGAGCCAUGAUGUAUUCUGGAGAACUCAAGUUUGAGAAGAGAACAUCCUCAGCUCAGGUGGAAGGUGGUGUCCACAGCCUCCAUUCGUAUGAGAAGAGGCUUUUCUGAAAAGGGAUACGGCAUACCCCCUUGG
Messenger RNA from Puma concolor (puma), 1615 nucleotides. RefSeq names its product inosine monophosphate dehydrogenase 2 (gene IMPDH2). Lineage: Eukaryota; Metazoa; Chordata; Mammalia; Carnivora; Felidae. Gene Ontology annotation, biological process: GTP biosynthetic process. Gene Ontology annotation, molecular function: IMP dehydrogenase activity. Gene Ontology annotation, cellular component: cytoplasm. The record is from RefSeq and is a predicted model, not a curated record.